CAUCACUUUUGCUCUUCUUCUGCAUUGAAUUAUUCAUUUCAUGGCUCCAUGCAUCCUUGUUGGCCAAUGACCGGGAGACGCACCAUGCCCAACGGGACGAACUGCCGAGGGUUGUAAUGAAAUUGCCGACGAUUCUAAACUUCCACUACCACCCUCACUAAACAUAUCCAACCCCUUCUCCAUACAUUAUUAUCCUUUCCACCCUUCACCUCGAUUCUAUUGCUACCGAAGAGAGACUGUUCCAAGUCUCAUUGUGAUACAAAAUCUGACGCAAUGCCGCAGAAAACAUCCACCAUCAACCUACCCCAGGGUAACUACCUCGGCCAGGUCAUCGGCCCCAGCUCCUCUUCGCCACGCGCCAUUCAAGCCUACAUAGGUAUUCCAUAUGCUCAGACGACAGAAGGCAAGAACCGUUUCCGACCACCGCAGGCUCUCAAGACCCAAGCACAGCCAGAUGUCAUUUACCACGCCUUAAAGUUCGGACAGAUAUGUGCACCGGGCAAGACCGGCAUCGGUGGACACGGCGAGAACUGUCUUAAUGCAAAUAUCUAUCGCCCACAUUUUGGUGAUAAUGCAGACGAGAUCGCGACCGAGGAGAAACGGCUCGGGGUGGACAGCAAGAAAUUGCCUGUUGUGGUGUAUGUCCACGGCGGAGGUUUCAACAUGGGGAGCGGCAAAGAAAGGAACAUGGCGAGCUUUGCGGCUUUCGCCGAUUCGCCUAUCAUUGCCAUGAGCUUCAAUUAUCGCGUUGGUCCUCUUGGAUUCUUGCCUAGUGCUUUGACAGCUAAGAAGGGUUUGUUAAACCUUGGCCUAAAGGACCAACAAUUCUUCUUCGAGUGGAUGAGGUCUAUCCUCCCUGCCGUUGGUGGCGACCCUGACAAUGUAACACUUAUGGGAUUGAGUGCAGGUUCUCACUCGAUCGGACAUCACUUAAUAUCUUACUCGCCAGCUAAUAAACUCAUCUCUGGACCGCCUCCGUUUCAGAAAGCCAUAAUCGAAUCCGGCGGCUCAACAGCGCGAGCAACAUUUGUUCCGAACCAUCCCUUACAUGAGCAGCAGUUCCAGGAAUUCCUGAUGCAAUGUGAUAUCGACGGGGUAUCAGACGACGAACUCUUCGACAAAUUGCGCGAAUUGCCGUACUCGACUUUAGUGUCUGCAUCUCAAAAUAUGUGGGGGAAAUGGUCCAAAAGCUUGCGUUGGCCCUUCCAACCCGUCAUCGAUGGUCCAGGGGGUGUGAUCCCCGAUUUGCCGAUCAACUCCUGGAACAAAGGCAAUGUGUUGCGAAUUCCGAUAAUAACAGGCUUCAACACAAACGAAGGCGCCACGUUCGUACCAGAGGGCGCAAAUCAGCCGACUGCCGUGCGUAGCCUCAUGUCAUCUAUUAUUCCAGGGCUGCAGGAUGAGGAUCUCCAGACACUUGAUGAGCUGUACCCAAGCCUUAGCACCUCUAGGGGCAAGCAGUUGUACGCCAACGCCCAAGAGUCUACCAAGUUUGGCACCGAGUUCUGGCGGCUGGAUGAUGCGUACGCUCACUAUGCCUACAUCUGCCCAGUCCUCCAAACCGCGACCCUCGCCUCAACGGCACAGAGUGCCGCCCCUGUAUACGUCUACCACUACGCGCCACGAACCUCGUCAUUCGGGGCAGCAGACCACGGAGAAGAAGCAGCCACGGUAGCGCAUGACAUGAGUAGGAUCGGCAGCUUCCCGGGUAUGGUAGCGGUCGCAGAUGCUAUGACAGGGGCAUGGACGCGGUUUGCUGCGACUGGUGAUCCGAGUCAGUCAUAUUCGGGUGCGAAGGCGAACUUCACGUGGCCUCAGUAUAGAAGUCCGUUCAACUCUAGCAAUAGCGAUGAUGACGAUGAUGACACCACUGGCCUCCUCGCAAUUUUCGGCAGCGGCAACGAUGAGCAGAUGAGGUCGGCGGGAACGCAAAAUCCCGGAACGCCAGUGAAAAGCAUUGCCUUGACAGCGCGUGAGAAGACCGAGUGCAAGUUCUGGUGGCCACGCGUCAUAUAUAGCGAGGGAUAUGGCAAUGGGUCGACGAGCUUCACUAGCAGUGAAAAGAAGGUCACUAUCAAGGCCAAGCUAUGAGUACUCCCUACGAGUACUUCAUUCUAUUGUUUCUUUUCCUGUCUGAUUGCCAUAUCGUCCUAUUACAUGGCGAUUCUACUCAGGCGAAAAUAUGGAGUCUUCCGAGAGACGCUUAAGACAUACCAGCCACAGAUGAGCAGUUUUGCUUCGGGCUUCGGAAUACAAAUCAAAGAGGACGUGCAUUUGAACUUGCACUCGGCUCGCAAGUCAGGACUAAUGCAGAGCUGAUUCGUAUCACAUAUCUAAGUUUUCUAACCACUCAACAGCGCGUCAUAUCUUCACGAACAAAACAACUGUCUUGCCGAGCUCCAUCCACACAAUCACCAUAU
This is a messenger RNA of Xylaria bambusicola, 2420 nucleotides long. Its product is annotated as carboxylesterase 3. NCBI's taxonomy places the organism in Eukaryota, Fungi, Ascomycota, Sordariomycetes, Xylariales, Xylariaceae. The record is from RefSeq and is a predicted model, not a curated record. The transcript has 2 exons. Bases 274 to 2091 code for a protein of 605 amino acids.